This is a messenger RNA of Hippopotamus amphibius kiboko, 1229 nucleotides long. It is a transcript of the gene TYW3, whose product is annotated as tRNA-yW synthesizing protein 3 homolog. Gene Ontology annotation, cellular component: cytoplasm. Gene Ontology annotation, molecular function: tRNA methyltransferase activity. Bases 91 to 879 code for a protein of 262 amino acids. NCBI's taxonomy places the organism in Eukaryota, Metazoa, Chordata, Mammalia, Artiodactyla, Hippopotamidae. The record is from RefSeq and is a predicted model, not a curated record. The transcript is spliced from 6 exons. Gene Ontology annotation, biological process: tRNA methylation.
GACCUUCUCGGCCACCAUUGGCUUCAAUAUGGCUGCCCCCGGGGAACGGCGAGGCUGAUGUGAAAGUGUAGACCCUAACCCCGUCAUCGCAUGGAUCGUAGCGCGGAAUUCAGAAGAUGGAAGGCGCAGUGUCUGAGCAAAGCGGACCUCAGCCGGAAAGGCAGUGUGGACGAGGAUGUGGUAGAGCUGGUGCAGCUCCUAAAUGGGCGAGAACAGUUUUUCACCACCAGUUCCUGCGCUGGCCGCAUCGUCCUCCUAGACGGGGGUAUAAAUGGUUCUGAGGUUCAGAAACAAAACUGUUGCUGGCUACUCGUUACACACAAACCCUGUGUGAAAGAUGAUGUGAUUGUAGCCCUAAAGAAGGCGAAUGGCGAUGCCAUUUUGAAAUUUGAACCACUUGUUCUUCAUGUGCAGUGUCGACAGUUGCAGGAUGCACAGAUUCUGCAUUCAGUGGCAAUAGAUUCUGGUUUCAGGAACUCUGGCAUAACACUGGGAAAGAGAGGAAAGACUAUGUUGGCUGUCCGGAGCACACAUGGCUUAGAAGUUCCAUUAAGCCAUAAAGGAAAACUGAUGGUGACAGAGGAAUAUAUCGACUUCCUGUUAAAGAUAGCAAAUCAAAAAAUGGAGGAAAAUAAGAAGAGAAUUGAAAGGUUUUACAGCUGCCUACAACAUGCUUUGGAAAAAGAAACUAUUUCUACAACCUCACAUCCCAAAGGGAAAACCAAAGAGAAAAAUAACUCAUCAUAUACUCGUAAGAAAAAAAGAAACUCAGAAAAAGCAUGUGGCAAAUGUAUUACGGAAGAAAAUGAUAAAGAACUUGAAACUGAUGAUCGGGAUGACCCAGGAGUCAGCGUUACUAUCUUCCCUGAAGGUUACUGAGAUUUGCUUCCCACGUGUCUUAGUAGAAUAAUGUUUCUAGUAUAUAUUACAAAGCUGCUCUUUAUAAGAGUAUUUUAGUGUGUUGAGUGUAUCAGCCUUUCAGAAAAGCAAGAUUUAAUUUUUCUCUAUAUUUUAGAGAAACCCCUAGCUUUUAAAAAUAGCUGUGUAUAAUAUCAGUAUUUGCUCUUAGAUACCACCUUUUUUAGUCGCAUAGUCAUUGCAAAAAUAAAAUUAUGAUUUUUAAUGCCUCUCUCUAAGUUUCAGUUUCUACUUCAUAAAACAGGAGAACUAUAAUACCCUUUCAAGAGAACCUUAACAUUAGGAUUAUUUGAGUAAAAAUCACAACAACA